Molecule: messenger RNA, 4076 nt
Organism: Pocillopora damicornis (cauliflower coral)
Lineage: Eukaryota; Metazoa; Cnidaria; Anthozoa; Scleractinia; Pocilloporidae
Product: BTB/POZ domain-containing protein 6
Biological process (GO): neurogenesis
Cellular component (GO): cytosol
Molecular function (GO): protein binding
Source: RefSeq, a predicted model, not a curated record
CUAAAUAAUAAACAGCAAAUCAUUCGUCAAAUUAUGGGUUAACAUGGUCAGCGUCCCUUUAACCGAGAUCUCGAUUACCGUAAUUUCCGGUCGUUUACCCGCACAGCCGAUUACCCGCACCGGCCGAUUAUUGCAUAAGGCGGAAGAAAAAGUCAACAGAUUACCCGCACGUUAUGUUAUUCAACUUUUUGGUGGCGGAAACGUGACAUUAAGGUGAUACAUUUCAGUCUUUUAAAAGUUGUCUGAUCCAACUUUCGAAAACUUGAAAGCGUCUUUGUCGAGUUUAAAGGUCAAAGAAAUUCAGACGCGUGCACAAUUCUGUGUCAAUAUUAGCAUGUACUUUAUUGAUAAGAUUAUACAGUAAAAACACUAGCGGACCAUGCCCAAAUCUCAACGCUUCAUACUUAACAGAAUGCGAAUUUGUGGUCACAUUUUGUGCGAGCGAUCGUUCGGCGCCAUAUUGAUUUGUUGAAAAAAAGCUGGGUGAGUAUUAGAACUUGAAUUAUAAAGUACUGUCGGCGAUUUCUGAAAAAAAAUCGAUAUCUCCGGUUCUAUUGGGCCUAACAAGUCCCUUAAAACGGGAAAAUUCUCUUUAGCUCAAGCUGUGUUAAAUGGAAAUUUGUUUCUGAUGCGCCGGAUAUCUUUGGAUUAUUUUUGUCACCAUCAAGGUUUUGUUUUCACGCGUGCCGAUAGCGCAACUAAUUAUGCGUGAAAUAAACUCGAGUCGGCAUCAUGUUUUCGUGCCGCUUUGCGGCACUCUUAAUACAAUAAAAUUCAUUUGAGAGGUGGAAACGCAUGUUGGUGAUAAUUUUUUUCAAUUCAACUACCACUAGAUUUUAAAAUUGUCACAUAACCAGCACCUCCCUAUUACCCGCAGUGGCGCGCGUUUAAUGCAAAAUCAACAGAUUACCCGCGGGUUAACGACCGGAAAUUAAAAACCGUACAAGGAAAAUAUAACAAAGCCUAAGUCAAUCUGCCAUUUACUCAAUUACAAUUCCGGGAAAGCACUGCUUAACGAAAGCGAUAAGCUCUUCCGUUAGAGACGGGCCUUCCUCAGUCCUCCACAACAGACCCUGCAAGUGGCCUGCUUGGAACCAGGGACGACGUGUGCACAGACACGCUAUGUUAAUAUGGUAGUACCUUCUUUGUGCUCUUCCUAACUUCCAACAUUUGGUGCAAUCUAGGUACAUAUUUGGAUUCCAGUCCACCUCUAAACGUCCAAUGACUGCUAUGCUGUCAACAGAUUGAGAGUCUUUUUGAAAAAACGAAAAAGCGAGAAGAGACAAAAACGGGGGUUUCCCUUAAUUUGAAGGCACCGAAGGGAAAAAUCCCAGUCCUCUUGACCUGUUCAUUGUCUGAAAAAGCAAAAGAAAAACUUCUUUGGACUUCUAAGACGCUGUCUUCCUCGGGGGUUUCCCAUUCAUUCCAAAAAUACAAAAAGCUGCUGUUAGCACUUUUUGCAUCAUUUUUUGCACUGUCACGAGACAUACAAGGAUGACUCUUGUUAUUUCACUCUGCAAGACGUGAUUGUUGAUGAGCAAUCUCUCUCUCUAGCUAUUUGGAAACUAGGCUGUUAAUCACCGAGAAAAUUUUGAGAAUUGAAGUUUUGCAAGACAUACGUGACUCAUCAUCUGAUGCGACUGUCUGGUGACAUCACUUGUCUCUUGAAAUAAGAUAUGAAUAAUGAUUCAAUUUUUGUUCCCCGCGCUUGUGCUAGGGAUUGAGGAUAUUCAUAAACCAUCUUACCAGAAAAGAAGAGAAAACCGUGCAGAAAUAUUGCUUGCCUUUUUAAGUUGUAAGAGCGACGAACUGAAAGAAGAGAAAGGUUAUCGAGGACAGUGUUAAAUUUUUCCGACGGGUUAGACCCUGUUCAGUCGUAAGAAGAGACAAAAUUAAUAAAAUUGAUCUCCUUAUAUAAUUUGUCGGCUGCUUGGAGCGAUUACCUGUUGUAGGAUAUCAAUUGCAUCAUAACAUUUAACACGGCUUUGCAGUUGUCUCUUUCUCUUUGACCGGAGAGAAAAAAAAUAGACGUCUUCUAACUGUUGCCUUAACACAUUGUGUGAGAUAAGACCCUGAGAGAUACUGAGAGCAGACCAAAGAGAUGCCUAUGGAAGAAAUCUGGCAGACGAAACUUCCAACUCUUGUUGAUAGAACCACUUCUAUUUUCAACAGUGAGUUACUGAGCGAUGUAAAAUUUGUCGUUCCGGUGUCGACUGCGGAAAGUGAAAGUAAGAAAGUGAUCCCAGCUCACAAGUUUGUUCUUGCCAUCAGUAGUCCUGUGUUCUUUGCCAUGUUCUAUGGUCAAAUGGCGGAGACUAAAGACUCUGUUGACCUGCCUGACUGUGAGUACGAGAGUCUGUUGGAGUUGUUUCGUUUCUUGUACAGCGACAAAGUGAAUUUAAGCGGAAGUAAUGUGAUGCAAGUGUUGUACUUGGCGAAUAAAUACAUGGUGCCUUCACUCUUGGACAAGUGCACAGAAUACCUUUGCAACAACUUGACAACAUCCAACGUAUUUUGUAUCCUGACACAUGCUCAGAAAUUUGGCGGUAAAUCUUUAGAAGAUCGAUGCUGGGAGGUGAUUGAGCGGCGAACCGAAGAGGCUGUGACUUCAGACGAAUUUGUUACAGUUGAGCGAUCUGUUGUUGAAUCUGUUGUCAAGAGAGAAGUAUUAAAUGUGAAAGAGGUGGAACUGUUCAAAGCUGUUGAUCGCUGGGCUACAAAGGUGUGUGAAAAGGAAAUUCCAAUAGCCCCCAGUGAUGGAGAAGAAAAGAGACGAAUUCUUGGAGAUGAGAUCGUUAAAGCAAUACGGUUUCCACUGAUGUCGGAAGAGGUGUUUAUGUCUGAGGUGCUUAAUUCUCACAUCCUUGCUCUUAAUGAGGUUGAAGAUAUGAUAAAGCAUUACAGAGGGGUUCUUCAGUCACCUUUGCCGUUUAAGAAAGGCGCGAGGGGUAAAAUUGACUACAUCCGUUGUAACCGAUUUCAAAAGUUUAAUGCUCCGUGCAGUGGAAGCGAUGGUUGGUUAGGUGCCGGGUAUUACAGUGUUACAGUCCCAAGCUCCGGUGGUUCUUGGUCUUACAAUGGUGCAGCGGCUGACAGUGUCAAUUUUACAGUCAACAAGCCAAUCAUGUUACACGGAGUUCAACACUUCGGUUCUGUAGGUGGCAACUACACGGUUUCCACUGAAGUUAAAGAUACCACCCACAACUCUUGUCUUGGAAAAGAAUCAGGAACUUACACCUCAGAAAAGGAAGACAGGAAGAAUUAUUAUGGCUUUGAUGUAUUGUUUGAUCGUCCAGUUUCGCUGGAAGCAAACAAACAGUACACCUUAAUGUCUGUUAUCGAGGGUCCUUUGUCAUGGUAUGGAGCGGAAGGACAAAUGUCCGCUGAGUCAGGAGGGGUGCAAUUCAGUUUCAGUGAUUCAGACGAUGAUUCUAACAGCACCUCGGUUACAAACGGCCAGUUUCCAGUCAUUAUUUUCAAUUAAUUUCUGGGUACACUACUUAGUGGUUUCUCUUUUUUACUCGUUAAGUUUUUCAAGACUUCAAUUGAAGGUACGUCUUUUACGGAUGAAAGAAGUCGAAAAAGAUUCUUAAGAAAUUAGCAUCUGGCAGUUAAAAGAAAGCUAAAUGAAUUUCGAAUUUGGUCCGUUAGUUUUUCUCAGUUUAAGAUUUUUCUAAAUUUCGUAUGCGUGAAAAGGCACCAAAUAGGUCGUUUGAUUCUGGCCCCUUUGAUUCCAUCAUCAGAAAAAUAGUAGAGUGGCAAAGUUUAGUUCAAGGCGUUUGUAACGAAGUUUUCAUGUUUUUAUCGGUACAAUUUCUUGUUGAUUGUUUCAAUUCAAUUUUGCUCUGUAGGCAAGUCGAGGCGUUGUGACCAGGAGCAAUGGGUUUCAAGGAUUUAUAAAGUUUAGAAUUUUUUCAAGGUUUUCACACUGGCAGACAUAAACUACGGUGUUAAACAAGGAUUUUCAGCCCUGAAAUCGUGAUGUUAGGCUCUUGUUGAGUAAAUUUUGAGGUGAAAGAACUCUUGAAAGACGACAGACUUGUAUUAAAUGUCGAUUUUCAAUAAGUGAAAACAUU